Molecule: messenger RNA, 1382 nt
Organism: Nothoprocta perdicaria
Lineage: Eukaryota; Metazoa; Chordata; Aves; Tinamiformes; Tinamidae
Exons: 6
Coding region: 53-724 (223 amino acids)
Source: RefSeq, a predicted model, not a curated record
GGCUUCCAGAGGCUGCUGGCAACGGGUAACUGGUCCCUGGCACCUGCAAAACAUGCUUCUGCGCUCCUGCCUGCUCGCCAGGACACUGGUCAUCGUGGGUUUGGCCGGGCUUCUUAAGGAUUUUAGCAAAGCUGGUGCUUCUGCCAGCCACAGCGACUGCAAAGGUGCGAGCAUAGCCGAUGUGGCCGAGACACUUGAGAAAUAUUCAGAAUGUUUCCAUAAAAUGGUCACUGAAGGGGAAAAAACAUCCAUCAACUUGCUUGCUUGGAGGCUUCAAGAAAUGCUGAAUCUCCUCCGACCUCUUCAAGAAAAACUUUGUAAGCCGCUAGCCCUGUGCCCACACCCACUGGCCCCCAGAAACGGCGGGCUGGUGUGUGUCACCAUUGACGGCCUGCAGUACUGCAAGCCCAUGUGCAACAAGGGCUACGACUUCCAGUUCCUCCGGAAGACGAGGCUGUAUGAAACGUGCGGAAACACCACGGGCUUUGCCUGGACGACGCAGUACAUCGGCGGGGACGAGCUGGCUGUUUGCAGCCCCUCCGAGGUGGCUGUCAGUGGAGCUAAAUCUGCCUAUUUCCCUGCAAACAGCACCUGCCAGCACACGAUUGCCUUUGCUGAAGCCGAGAAAGAGCAGAUAAAUAUCUUUCUGCAAGAGCUCCGCGAGGAAGGGAUAGAUAUUGGCAGGCAGGACCACAAGGCCGACUGCAUAAUGUGCGGGUACUAGUGCCAGGGCAGGCAGGGCCGGAACGCCGCUGCUGCAGACCAGCCGGGUGUUACCAUUUGCCGUGGGUAUUUUGGUAUGAAUAAGUGGGCAGUAAAAUCAUUGCUAAGACAUUAAAAUGUAUAGCUUUUAUUUAAUUAAGAGAUUAAAGAUCGUAGUUAUCGUUUGACCUAAGCUCUUGGCAAGGGAUGUAUGGUGACAUAGGAUAAACUUAAUCACAUAACUCAUGGAGAUGGUUCAAAGGAAGGAUCACUUUUCCAUGGCUUAAAUUUGUCUAAUUAAAUAAGAAUGAUAGCUCCUUAAUGGCUGUGUCUUUAGCUGAACACAGUAAUGUGUAGCAGAAAAUUUCUUCUGCUAGAACCAUCAUUGCUGUGAAAAGGUGAUGAUGCUCCGAGCUGCUUGUAGAGCUGCUCUUGCUGCUGGGAGGGCUGCUCAAGUGAUGCAACUCAUGGCAAUUCCUGACUGCAGAGAUGUAACACUUUAUUCUCGUGCUGUUUCCUUGCUUGGGGUUUAAUCAGACUGUACACAGAGCUGUUGAAGGUGCUGGCUUUCUCAUGAGCUGCAAGCUUGAAGCUCUGCAGUUUGUUUGCAUCAGCUCUCCCUCUGAAUGUGUCAGCUGGAAAAUAUCCCACAGAAAAAGAGCCCCUUUAGGUAUAGCUCA